Messenger RNA from Cottoperca gobio, 4517 nucleotides. It is a transcript of the gene smo, whose product is annotated as smoothened, frizzled class receptor. Bases 1 to 2475 code for a protein of 824 amino acids. The transcript has 12 exons. Gene Ontology annotation, cellular component: plasma membrane; dendrite; cilium. The record is from RefSeq and is a predicted model, not a curated record. NCBI's taxonomy places the organism in Eukaryota, Metazoa, Chordata, Actinopteri, Perciformes, Bovichtidae. Gene Ontology annotation, molecular function: patched binding; transmembrane signaling receptor activity. Gene Ontology annotation, biological process: smoothened signaling pathway; commissural neuron axon guidance; pattern specification process.
AUGUCUUCCCAGGGUCGGAGCCCCAUUGUUGGAUUUUACGGGAUGCUUUGCGUCUGGGCUGCCUGGCUUUCAGGCUCCGGGGCGGUGUUGUCCCCAAACGGGACGAUAUUUGAGGAUAACUGCAAGAAAACUACAACUUGCGAGGCACUUAAAUACAACACAUGUCUGGGAUCGCCUUUACCGUACACACAUACUUCUCUAAUCCUGGCGGAGGACUCCAGCACACAAGAAGACGCUUUUGAGAAGUUGACCAUGUGGUCCGGUCUGCGGAACGCUCCUCGCUGUUGGUCGGUCAUCCAGCCUUUGCUCUGUGCCGUCUACAUGCCCAAAUGUGAGAACGGGCGAGUCGAGCUGCCCAGCCAGAGCCUCUGUUUGGCUACACGUCGGCCAUGUAGCAUUGUGGACCAGGAGAGGGGCUGGCCCAGCUUCCUCACAUGUGACCAAUUCCCUGUGGGCUGUUCGAACGAGGUGCAGAAGCUGAAGUUCAACAUGUCGGGCCAGUGUGAAGCUCCCCUGGUGAAGACAGACAUCCAGUCCAGUUGGUACAAGGACGUGGAGGGCUGCGGUAUCCAGUGCGACAACCCUCUGUUCACUGAGGAGGAGCACAACGACAUGCACGCAUACAUCGCUUACUUCGGCACCAUCACCCUGCUCUGCACCUUCUUCACCCUGCUCACCUUUCUUGCCGACUGGAAGAACUCCAACCGCUACCCAGCGGUCAUCCUCUUCUACAUCAACGCUUGUUUCUUUGUGGGCAGUAUUGGAUGGCUGGCCCAGUUCCUGGAUGGAGCGCGCGACGAGAUUGUGUGCAAGAGCGACAACACUAUGCGACUCGGGGAGCCCUCGUCUUCAGAGACGCUGUCAUGUGUCACCAUCUUCAUCAUCGUGUACUACUCCCUGAUGUCGGGUGUGAUCUGGUUCGUCAUGCUGACCUAUGCCUGGCACACGUCCUUCAAAGCUCUGGGCACCACCCACCAGCCGCUGUCCGGCAGAACCUCCUACUUCCACAUGGUCACCUGGUCCGUCCCCUUCAUCCUCACCGUGGCCAUCCUGGCUAUUGCGGAGGUGGAUGGAGACUCAGUGAGUGGGAUAUGUUUUGUGGGCUACAAAAACUACAAAUACCGUGCUGGGUUUGUGCUGGCGCCCAUUGGAGUGGUGCUUGUUGUCGGCGGCUACUUCCUCAUCCGGGGUGUCAUGACUUUGUUUUCCAUUAAGAGCAACCACCCGGGACUACUGAGCGAGAAAGCUGCCAGCAAGAUCAACGAGACGAUGCUGAGACUUGGUAUAUUUGGAUUCCUGGCUUUUGGCUUUGUUUUCAUCACCUUCGGCUGCCACUUCUACGACUUCUUCAACCAGGCUGAAUGGGAGAGGAGCUUCAGAGAAUACGUGCUGUGUGAAGCCAACGUGACAAUCGCCUCUCAGACCAACAAGCCAAUCCCAGAAUGCACCAUUAAGAACCGGCCCAGCCUGAUGGUGGAGAAAAUCAACCUGUUCUCCAUGUUCGGGACGGGAAUCGCUAUGAGUACCUGGGUCUGGACCAAGGCCACCAUCCUCAUCUGGAAACGGACCUGGUGCAAGAUUAUUGGUCGUAGUGACAAUGAACCCAAGAGGAUCAAGAAGAGCAAGAUGAUAGCCAAGGCGUUUGCGCUGAGAAAGGAGCUUCACAAGGACCCAGAAAAGGAGCUGUCCUUCAGCAUGCACACCGUGUCGCAUGAUGGACCAGUGGCUGGAAUCAAUUUUGAGCUAAAUGAGCCGUCAAAUGACAUGUCAUCAGCUUGGGCGCAGCAUGUGACCAAGAUGGUGGCCAGGCGAGGGGCCAUCCUGCCUCAAGACAUCUCUGUUACUCCUACUGGUACACCAGUGCCACCUCCAGAUGAGAGGAACAGGCUGUGGAUGGUGGAGGCUGAGAUUUCACCAGAGAUGAUAAAGAGGAAAAAGAAGAAGAAGAAGAGGAAGAAGGAGGUCCGUCCAGCGGAGGAGGCGGUGGACCACCAGGCUUAUCGCCAGCGUGAGUUUGGUCGCAGCACAGUGCCUCGCCUGCCUAAACUGCCAUGCCACCCCAGUCUGGUCGCUAAUCUGCGGGAACAGCAGAAGCAACAGCAGAGGUUGGCGGAGGAAGUCCUGCCAGGGUCCUACCCAGAUUUCCAACCCUCCCACCCCCUGUCCUAUGAGGAGAGGUGUCCCUACCAGAGCAGUCGGAACAGCUAUGGCCGCAGCCUGCUCUCUAACCCUCUAACCUUCAGCGACCGGCCAGAGGAUCUGGGUCUCGGCCCGCGCUGCCUCCCUUCAGCCUCCACCUGGCAGCCCAGUGGACCUUCCUGUUACCCCGGAGGGAUGGAUCUCACAGACGGGCUGUCAGACAGGUUGGCCCACGUGGCUCGGGUACCGGCAGGCCGUAGGGCCGGCUACGGACCCAUUCACUCCCGGACCAAUUUAAUGGAGGCGGAGCUUAUGGAUGCUGACUCUGACUUCUAAGAGCAUUGCUCCAAUUAUAUUAUAUAUAUUGCUUUGUGGUACACAGACAAGUAAGCUACAACAAGUGCUGGAUACUUAGACAUUCUUACUAAAGUGCACCUGAUUCCCAAUGCCCAGAGGUCAAGAUGGAACUAAGCCGGUCAGUUUUUUUUAUUUCUUUUUUCUUUUUAGAAAAAACAAAGGGACAAAGUGGAUAAAGAAUGUUGUGAAUAAGUUAAUGAAAAAAAUAUUUUUUAUACUUUAUUUGUGUCCAAUAAAAUUUCAAAGGCAACUCCAUGAUGACAAGGCAAAUAAGGCAGCUAAACUUUAUGUGGCUUGAAAGAGAUAUCUUUACUCUGAAACCCCCCCCCGUGCAUUCAGUGUCCGCACAGCCCUGUUUGUGACAACAUUCAGCUCUGGCAGGGUGAGUCUCCGUGUCGAUCAACACAGUCAACUUCUUUUUGGAAUUACCAGUAAGGACAUUUGAAGGUGAAGGCAGGCGAUAAAACUUUUGAAAGUCAUUUAUAUUCUUAAUUUUUGAUUGACCGCUUGAGUCAUAAUUAUAUUUUACUGCCCCAGGGAGGGCAGUAACACCUGACUCAUACAGAAGACCAUACAGGUUUAAGAAAAAUGAUACGGGCUACUUGCAAAUACUGUUUAACCCAGGUCUUCUUUUGUGUUGUAUUUUUAAUAUUUUUAAGUCUUUUCCUCUUUCCACCACUAUUUAGCCAUUAAUUACUUAUGUUUAUGUACAGUUAACUUGAGGUACUAACCGUUAUCUCCCUUGUCCUAUUGAUACUAAUAUCACAUAAAUGUGAGAAAGUGGUAGGACUUUCUUGUGUGACACACAGAAGACAGGAAGUACUAAAAUAAAUGGUUACGACUCAUUUUGUACACACCAGGUGCUUGGUUCUCACAGCUUCACAUUUUGAUCAUUUACUUCAGAUUUACAAAAUAAUAACCCAAACGAUUAUAUUGUCCUUACUCCAUUGUAUUGACAUCUUCAAAGUAAUAUUGAUUUUGUUAAAGAAUAAUUUAAAACCAGUCUAAAAAACCGGUGUUGGCAGUGGAGGGCUGCCAAGACAAGAUUUCAGGAGUCGUUUUAAGUUACUCUUUUAAUCAGCUAGUAUACAAAAGGUUGCUGAGCUAAAAUAUAUACCAAUAAUGGGCAUACACACACUUGUCUGGUGCAAUAAACCAACAUUAGAUUAUUUUUUGCCUGGACGAAUAAAUUCUCCUUUUAUAUUUCAGUAAAAGUGUUUUUCUUUGUUUUUUUUUACAACAGUAUUUCUACUUUUGUUAAUCUGUUGUAUAUAUUCAAUCUAAACUGGGCUUCAUAUGUGUUUCCUCUUUCUUCAGCCCAGUUGAAAAUCUUUUAUAUGAUGUAUUUUAGACUGCAGUGGGCUUAGAAGUCUAAUUUCUAAAUGUGUGUUCUGUAUAUAGGCUGUUCAUAGAUUUCUCAAUAAGGGUAUUAUUUGUACAGAUUUAUAUAUCAAAUCACUUGAUUACUCUGCUGAUAUGAUAAAUAAAAAGGGAAGAGUCAACUAUGCUAUAAAAAGAUGUCACUGUACUUGUGCUGUAACCAAAAUGUUACCUAGUAUUGUCAUUUUACACUCGGUAUGGAUAAAUGAUGCUGAAGUAGACUGUGAUAGCCGAUGCUCAUUAGUUUGUCAAAUUGAAGUGUCUAGUUAUACAUGUGACAUGUGUACGAUAGAGAAUUAUUUAUACUAUUAGUAGUUACCACACUGCUAUGAAUUCAACAAUAUAGAGAGUUUGGCAACAAAAUAAAGCAUAGCUGAUAUCAACCUAAAAAGUUUAUGUGCAAAGAUUAUUAAGAGACUAAAUGAAGAUCACUUUUGGAAAUUAUGUUUCACUUUUUAUGCCUUGAAAAGUAAUAAUUUCUAUUUUUUGUCAACUGUCAAAAAGAUUUAGGUCUACCAGCAGGCCUUGUGUUUCUUUCUGUGUUUAGUCUCCCAACUGUGUGUAAAAAAAAAGUUUACUGUCAGUUUGUGCAGCUGUACGUUUUUGUUUUUAUAUGUAAAUAAAAGUAACCCUACACUUUU